Messenger RNA from Pyrgilauda ruficollis (rufous-necked snowfinch), 953 nucleotides. RefSeq names its product protein HGH1 homolog. The transcript has 2 exons. The record is from RefSeq and is a predicted model, not a curated record. Lineage: Eukaryota; Metazoa; Chordata; Aves; Passeriformes; Passeridae. Bases 80 to 946 code for a protein of 288 amino acids.
UGGAGCCCCCCAGGAAUCCCGGAGCUCCGGAGCCGCUGCCGGAGCCGCGCCGGGAGCUCCGGAAGCUUCGCUGCACUUUAUGGCUCCUGCCCUCGGCUGCACUGACCCCCGUCCCGCCUGCCCGGGCUCCUGGCGGGCUCCAUCCGUCCAUCCCGGCCCUGCCCGGGCCAGAGUCCCAAAUGCCACCCCCAGGAACUGCCCCCCUGCCCCCCAUCCAGAGUCCGUGUGUUUCAAGAGUUUGGCUUUGCUCUCUGUCUGCUCCCGCUCCGCUUUUCCUGCUGGGAUCUCACCUGGGCCAGCAUACCCGCCCCCCAUUGGCUCAUCGCCUCCACCUCCAUGUAUCCGCGGCGCUGAUUGGCUGUUACACCGUCCCACAUCGCCGUUGCCAAGCAACGCUGCCAUGGCCGCGGACACGAAGAAGGCCGCGGCGAUGGAGGACUCCACCAACGAAGAUGCCGCGGCGGCCGCGGCUCUGUCGGAGCUCACGGCGCUGCUCUCGCCGUCCUGCCCCGCCGCUCCCGAAGCAGCCGAGGCCGCCCUGGCCCUGUCGGGCAGCGCCUCGGGCCGGGCGCUGCUCGCCGCACACCCCGCGGCCUUAUCGGCCUUGUCCGCCUUGGCCGCCUCGGCCUCGCGUGGAGCGCGGCCCGCUUUGUCCGCGCUGGUGAACGCCUCCUCCGAGCCCGCCGCGCUGGAGCCGCUCCUCGCCGCCGUGCCUUCCCUUCUCCCGCUCGUGGCCAGCUCCGGAGCGGCCUGCGGGGUGCUGGCCAACCUGAGCCGCGGCGCGGAGGCGGCUCCGCGGCUGCUGCGGGCGCUGGGCCCGGGCGCGGAGGCGGCGCUGCUGCGGGCGCUGAGCGCGGAGCGGCCGCGGGCCGAGCUCGGGGCGCUGCUCUGCAACCUCAGCCAGGCCGCCGAGGGACGCGGGGUGCUGCUGGAGCCGCCGGGGUGAGCGCGGA